AUGGAUAGAGCCAAAAAAGUCGUUAACGAAAAACACGAAAAUAUAUUAUAUGAACUUUCAAAACAACCAGGAAAUGAUACUUGCGCGGAUUGUGGCGCGAAAGGACCACGAUGGGCAUCAUAUAAUCUAGGCAUUUUCCUGUGUAUUCGCUGUUGUGGAUUUCACAGGAAAAUGGGAACCCACAUCUCAAAAGUGAAAUCAAUAACUUUAGAUUCUUGGACUUCAGAACAGAUAGAGUCUAUGCGACAAUGGGGAAAUUUGAAAGCCAAUGCAAAAUGGAAUCCUCGUCCCGAACUUCAUCCCAUAACAUUGAGUGCAUCGGAUGGUGAAAUAGAAAGAUAUAUACGCAAUAAAUACGAACGACGUGCUUUUCAGAGCACUCCUAAGUCAAAACCAAAUGCAUCAAUAACAGUAAAACAAACAGAAAAUUCUACAAAAGGUUCAGAUCGAGGAAAUUAUGAUCAUACACUUCGUCAACUUAAGGAAAUGGGAUUUACCGACAUGAGUCGUAAUCGUGAAGUAUUAAAUACAACAAAUGGUGAUCUUCAUGCAGCCGUUGAAAUUUUAUGUCGUUUACCUGGUGGAAAUAAUUCAAAACUUAAUUCCAAUACAUCAUCUAAUAAUACAUCAUCUAAUAUAUCUAAUGAUGAAAAAUUGAUACAUUUGAGAAAAUUGGGAUAUCUUGAUGAUUUAAAAAAUCGAGAUGCUCUUCAACGAACUGGUGGUAAUUUAAAAGUAGCCAUUACAUUAUUAUCAGAAAGUAAAUCUUCCGCAUCGAAUGAUGAUGAUAUUCUUAGAUUGAGUUCACCCAAUAAUUCUCAUAAUUCUCAUCAAACACGAACUUCUGGCCAAAAAGAUCUUUCCGAUAUUUUUUUCGGUGAAACAACCCAAGAAUCAACUAAUUUGCAACAACAACAACAAAAAGCCAAAUUUGACAAAAAUGCAAUCAUGUCUCUAUAUAACGCACCACAACAAUCGAUAACAGUCAAUAAUAAUAUGAACAUGCAUUCCCAAUUUGUUACCUUAGGUUCCGGGAUUGUUGGAAUGAACUCAAUGGGAACUUUGAAUUCUCACCCUUUGAACAAUAUGAACAAUAUGAACAAUGCUCAAUUAACAUUUUCUAAUACAACUUCAAUGAUGCCUAAUGUUAAGAUGGAACAACAAAAAAUGAUGUUUGGCCUUCAACAUACCGAUAAUUAUUCCAAUGGUCAGCAAAAUAAAGGUUUUCAACAAAGUUCACUCUUGUGA
Diversispora eburnea is the source of this 1248-nucleotide messenger RNA. Lineage: Eukaryota; Fungi; Glomeromycota; Glomeromycetes; Diversisporales; Diversisporaceae. The record is from the annotation of a GenBank genome assembly.